CAUCGAGCCAUAAAAUAAAAUGAACACGUCCCAAACUCUUUACCUGAAUUAUAACGUUACUGGAAAUCCACACUUUGAGAAACGCGGUGCUUUUGUUUGUGAACUCCAGUUAUCGCACUUUAGCAUGGAAAUAAAUCCUCGAUGGAUUUCUCCGGGUGAUGUCUUCAUUUUUUAUUGUGUAUUGGAAUUGCUUCAGACGAUCACUCGAAUCACGCAUUGCAACGGCUCCAGAAACCCAGGGCGAAAAGCCAGACUUUCAAGCAGGAUGUCUAAUUCUGGGACAAACCGACGAUUAACGGCCGCCCUACUGGCAGAACUAUUGACUGAAAAGUAG
Dicrocoelium dendriticum is the source of this 334-nucleotide messenger RNA. Lineage: Eukaryota; Metazoa; Platyhelminthes; Trematoda; Plagiorchiida; Dicrocoeliidae. The record is from the annotation of a GenBank genome assembly.